AUACAGUUUCUGCACAACCCUUGUACAACAGCAUCUUCAAAACAACUGACAGGCAGGAAGAAAGGAAACAUCUCAAGAAACACUUCAACUAUUUUUUCAAUUUUCCCAUCAAGUCUAGAGGACACAGAACAAAAGAAUGGGAUCUGCUGGAGUUCAGAUUGUAUGUGUGGCCCUCGGGGUCCUCGGCUUGAUCGGGGCCAUCGUAUGCUGCGCUGUCCCGCGCUGGAAAGUGUCCUCCUUCUCGGGAUCCAACAUCGUGACUGCACAGAGCACUCAGGAGGGCCUGUGGACGAGCUGUGUGGUGCAGAGUACCGGCCAGCAGCAGUGCAAGAACUACGACUCCCUGCUUGUGUUGCCCUCUGACCUGCAGGCUGCCCGCGCCAUGACCAUCAUCGGCUGCAUGUUAAGCUGCCUCAGCAUCCUGAUACUGUUCUGCGGGGCCGACUUCACCACCUGCAUAGAGAACGAAGAUGCCAAGCCAAAGAUCAGCCUGGUAUCUGGGGUGGGCAUGAUGCUGGCCGGCCUCUUGGUCAUCAUCGCUGUCAGCUGGUCCGCCCACAUUGUCGUGCGAGACUUCAGAAACUCCCUGGUGCCUGCUGGCCAGAAGAAGGAGCUGGGAGCGUGUAUCUUUGUAGGUUGGGGGGCAGGCGUGCUACUCCUUCUGGCUGGAGGUCUGCUUUGCUGCUUCAGCAGGCCCAAAUCUGGCAGCUCCGGUGGAACCGCCAAGUACUACAACAACAGCCCUCCCUCCGCCCCCAAUAAAAACUAUGUGUAGUGGCUUUAAGAAGGGGACUGGUGUUUGACAGAAAAGAGGGGAGGGUGAUUUAGUAGGGGACAGACUGGCGAGCAUGAAGGUAGAUGACACCAAAUGUCUUUUAUAUUCAUUGUUAAGCUGGUGAUGUUUUGAAUCUUAAAUCUGUUUUACUAUCAGGUGCUGGGUUGUGUAUAAGCUGUUUGAGAGACAAUGGAAAACAAAUUGUAUGAUUGCUGUAAAUUACACAGACCUUAGAAGGAACUGUUUUACUUGGGUUGUUGGCCCUGACAUAUACAACAUCAACUAUGAUAUUGUAGAUGAAAUUGUUGCAUUGUCCUUAUUUUUAGUCAAACAUUUCACGUCAAAAUUGUCUUUAAAAAGAACCACACGUGUAAAGUAAAAUUCAAGAUUAUAAAAAUGUGUAAAGCCUAUUAGUUAGAAGAAGAAUCUGAAAGUCUAAGCUCAACAUUUAACUUUAAAAGAACCGUCCUGCCUUUUUUAGACGAGUGCUUUUAUCCUACAUAUGUUUAUAUUGCAUGUUUUAUCACUUGUCGGUUUCUAUUUAAUCUUUUGCUGCUUUUAUGAUUAUCAGAAAAAGCUGCUGUAGUUUCAGUAGGCCUCAGGGAGCAUCUGUGUGCACUUGUUUCUCUGAUGAUAAAUGUCCACAUGACAUUUCAAACAUUUUAUAUAACAUGUGUUGUUGCA
Cottoperca gobio is the source of this 1459-nucleotide messenger RNA. It is a transcript of the gene cldni, whose product is annotated as claudin i. The transcript is spliced from 3 exons. NCBI's taxonomy places the organism in Eukaryota, Metazoa, Chordata, Actinopteri, Perciformes, Bovichtidae. The record is from RefSeq and is a predicted model, not a curated record. Gene Ontology annotation, cellular component: membrane; bicellular tight junction. The coding region runs from base 137 to 775 and encodes 212 amino acids. Gene Ontology annotation, molecular function: structural molecule activity.